Sorex araneus (European shrew) is the source of this 12015-nucleotide messenger RNA. RefSeq names its product nuclear receptor binding SET domain protein 1 (gene NSD1). Gene Ontology annotation, molecular function: protein binding; histone H3K36 methyltransferase activity. Gene Ontology annotation, cellular component: chromatin; nucleus. Gene Ontology annotation, biological process: regulation of DNA-templated transcription. The record is from RefSeq and is a predicted model, not a curated record. NCBI's taxonomy places the organism in Eukaryota, Metazoa, Chordata, Mammalia, Eulipotyphla, Soricidae. The coding region runs from base 361 to 8403 and encodes 2680 amino acids. The transcript has 23 exons.
CGUGUGCGUGUGUAUGUGUGUGUGUGUUGUGGGGGGGCGCCCCCAGCCGCCGCACGCGGGCCGGCGCGAGGCCGCUCGGUCGCACGCGCCGCGGCGGGGGCGCGCGCGGUUGGGGGUGUGAGGAGGCGGCGGCGACGGCGGUGGCAGCGGCGGCUGAGGCCGGGGCAGGUCGCGCUCGCUCGCUCGCUCGCUCGCUCGCCUGGCGGCCCUGAAGACAGACGCAGGGGGGGAGGGGGGUGCGGCGAGCCGCCCCGCUCUGGUCCCCGGCGCUGCGCUCGCGGCACCCCGUGUCAUGAGGGUCACCCCCUCCCCCCAGCCGGCCCGGGAGGGGGCGCGGGGCACGGUUGAUGCUGGCCCAGGAUGGAUCAGGCCUGUGAACUCCCCCGAAGCAAUUGUCUGCCGCCUUUUUCCAAUCCAGUGAAUUUCGAUGCCCCUGAAGACACGGACAGCCCUUUCGGUAAUGGUCAAUCCACUUUUUCUGAGCCACUUAAUGGGUGUACUAUACAGUUACCGCCUGCCAGUGGAACCUCCCAAAAUGCUUAUGGACAAGAUUCUCCGUCUUGUUACAUUCCACUGCGGAGACUACAGGAUUUGGCCUCCAUGAUCAAUGUAGAGUAUCUAAAUGGGUCCGCUGAUGGGUCAGAAUCGGCUCCAGGCCCUGAAAACAGUGAUUCAAGAGCCCAGUCGCCACUUGGUUGCACUGCCUUGCCUCCUGGACUUGCUGUGAAUCAGGAGCCCUCUUGUAAUAACUCCCCCGAACUCCAGGUAACAGUCACAAAGAUGCUCCAGAAUGGCGUUCUGCACUCUGAGAAUUUUCCUGGUGUGGACCGUGCAGAUGUAGAUUCUGAAAUGGACCCAGGCCAGCCCAUCCCGCAGGAGGAGAGGAUAGAGGAGCUCUUUGAGGAAGCCCAGACCAAUGCCACCUGCAAUUCUGAGCCUAAAUCAGAGAAUGGUAGAGCCGUGGCCAUGGGAAAUGAACAAGACGGCAUCCCAGAGCGUAGACCCGGGCCAGGCCCAGCACCACUCGUGCCGUUAGCUCCUCAGACUGAACCACAGAAAAAUAAGCAAAGGAAUGACGUGGACGGCAGCGAGGAAAAACCAGCCCCCCCUUCACUAGGAGAUACAAACGUUGACAUAGAAGAGCAAUUAAAUUCAAUAAAUUUAUCUUUUCAGGAUGAUCCAGACUCCAGUACCAGCACAUUAGGAAACAUGCUAGAAUUACCUGGAACUUCAUCAUCAUCUACUUCACAGGAAUUGCCAUUUUGUCAACCCAAGAAAAAGUCUACACCACUGAAGUAUGAAGUUGGAGAUCUCAUUUGGGCAAAAUUCAAGAGGCGCCCAUGGUGGCCCUGCAGGAUUUGUUCUGAUCCAUUGAUGAACACACACUCAAAAAUGAAAGUUUCUAACCAGAGGCCCUAUCGGCAAUACUACGUCGAGGCUUUUGGAGACCCUUCGGAGAGGGCCUGGGUGGCUGGGAAAGCAAUCGUCAUGUUUGAAGGCCGACAUCAAUUUGAAGAGCUUCCUGUCCUUAGAAGAAGAGGGAAGCAGAAAGAAAAAGGCUACAGGCAUAAGGUUCCUCAGAAAAUUCUGAGUAAAUGGGAAGCUAGUGUUGGUCUUGCUGAGCAGUAUGAUGUUCCCAAAGGGUCGAAGAACCGAAAAUGUGUCACCAGCGCGAUCAAGUUGGACAGUGAGGAGGACAUGCCAUUUGAGGACUGUGCGAACGAUCCUGAAUCCGAACAUGAUCUGUUGCUUAAUGGCUGCUUGAAAUCUCUGGCUUUUGACUCUGAACAUUCGGCAGACGAGAAGGAAAAGCCUUGUGCCAAGUCGAGAGUCCGGAAGAGCUCGGAGCCUCCCAAGAGGAUCAGCGUGAAGAAGGACCCCGUGCAGUUCGACGCACACAAGGACGAACGCAGGGGCAAGAUUCCCGACAAGCUUAGCCUCAGCUUCCUUCCUGGGGACGUGUCUGAGAAGCAGGCCUCGAGUGAACUGUCCCGGAUAGCAAGCAGCCUGGCCGGGGCCGCCCCUUCCCCAGGAGGCUUUCUCUUUUCUUCGUGUGGCAAAACCCCCAUCAAGAAAGAUUUCGAGACUGCCACCUGUGACUCCUUAUUGGGCUUGCCCGAGGGUGCCUUGGGGCCAAAACGGCCCGGGGAGAAGCAGCAGCCGCUGCAGCGUGGCCUUGUGUGCAGUUCCAAAGUGCAGCUCUGCUACAUUGGCGCCGGGGACGAAGAGAAGCGCAGCGACUCCAUCAGUGUCUGCACCACAUCCGACGACGGAAGCAGCGACCUGGACCCCAUCGACCCCAGCUCCGAGUCGGACCCCGGGGUCCUGGAGAUCACAGACGCUUUCGACCGCACGGAGAACUUGCUCUCCAUGCAGAAGAAUGACAAGGUGAAGUAUUCCAGGUUUCCUGCCACAAACACUAAGGCAAAAGCCAAGCCGAAGCCCCUCAUUUCGAACUCACACACAGACCACUUAACAGACUGUCCUAAGCCGGCAGAGCCUGGAACCGAGACAGCUCAGGUUAACCUCACCAACCUUCCGUUGUGCACUAUUGUCCAGAAACCCCAAACAGAUCCUCGAAAUGAUAGUCUCCUGCCCAAAUUCAGCACACCCCCUGACCUGUCCAGUGAGAACACCCUCCUCAAGAGUGGGCCCACAAAUCAAGCUUUGGUCCUUCCGAAAAGCAAACAGUCCAAGAUCCGGAGUAUUAAGUGCAAACAUAAAGAAAGCCCUGGCAUGGCCGACGCGCCCGCUGCGCACGAGGACUGUGGUUUGAAGUACUGCUCUCCUGAUGCCAAAGGCCCGCCUUUGGCCAGCAUUUCCAAAAGUGGGAAGGUGGACGGGCUGAAACUACUGAGCAACAUGCACGAGAAAACCAGGGAUUCCAGUGACAUCGAGACGGCCGUGGUGAAGCACGUGCUGUCCGAGUUGAAGGAGCUCUCCUACCGGUCUCUCAGCGAGGAUGGCGGCGACUCGGCCGCUGCCAGGCCGUCCAAACCGCUGCUGUUUUCUUCCGCGGGCCAGAACCAUAUCCCCAUCGAGCCAGACUACAAGUUCAGCACCUUGCUCAUGAUGCUGAAGGACAUGCACGAUAGUAAGACUAAGGAGCAGCGACUAAUGACGGCUCAAAACUUGGUCUCCUACCGGAGCCCGGGAAUGGGGGACUGCUCCACCAGUAGCCCCCUGGGGGCAUCUAAGGUUCUGGUUUCUGGAGGCUCCGCACAGAAUUCAGAAAAGAAAGCAGACAGCCCUCAGGACCGGGCCCGGCCCAGCCCCGGCCCCGGCCCUGACUCCUCACUGACCAGGGAGCCGCCGGCCCCCCUCCCUGCCUCCACCACUGACAGAAGAGACCUCCCUGCUCCCGGUAAAAAUCAGCCGAACUGUGUUCCUAGGCGCAACUGUGGGCGCGUGAAGCUGGCCUCCAAACUGCGAGAUGGUUUUGCCCCCCAGGUGGGGAAAAACACUGCAAACCGUAAAGCCUUAAAGACAGAACGCAAGAGAAAACCGAACCACCUUUCCGCUGGGACUCUGGGGGCUGUACUGCAGGGAGACGGGGAGAGUGGGGGGGCUCCUGGGGAUGGCUCCUCGCAGGGCAGGGCGGGAGCCCCCAUUGAAGGAGACCCCCUCCCUUUGGUGGGCCCGCUUCCCAGCGAAGAUGCUCCCUGCUUUCCCGAUGUUCAUCUUGAUAGCCAGGACACACUGUCGGGCCCCAAGACAAGCUCCCAGAAGGACCCCUCUUUUGACAACAAAAAUGGUCCGGAGCUUGACUCUGAACUGAACAGCGAGAACGAGGAGCCCAGUAGCAUCAAUCCGGCUGUGCCGAAAAAGCGGUGGCAGAGGGUCAACCAAAGGCGCACCAAGCCUCGGAAGCGCACCAACAGAUUCAGGGAGAAAGAGAACUCGGAGGGCACCUUUGGGGUCACGCUUCCUGCUGACCCCAUGAAGAAGGAGGGUGAGUCUUUGGAACCGACACCUUCCCCUCCUCCUGCUGUGACUGUCCCAGAGGAGGCCCUGGCCGAGCCCAGCCCUGCUGGCCACCAGGAUGUCGUUGGGCCGAGCUUGAACGUGUGUGAUAAGUCCAGGACCUGUGGGGAGGAGCCGGAGAAGGAGCCAGAGCCAGCAAUUCCCAGUCUCACUCCGGAACCAGCUGUUCGGACAGAGAAGAAACGCCUUAGGAAGCCAAGCAAGUGGCUUCUGGAAUAUACAGAAGAAUAUGAUCAGAUCUUUGCUCCUAAGAAAAAACAAAAAAAGUUACAGGAACAGGUGCACAAGGUAAGUUCCCGCUGUGAAGAAGAAAACCUUAUAGCCCGAUGUCGCUCUAGUACUCAGAACAAGCAGGUGGAUGAGAAUGCUUUGAUUUCAACCAAAGAAGAGCCUCCAGUUCUUGAAAGGGAGGCUCCAUUUUUGGAAGGGCCGUUGGCUCAGUCCGAACUCGGAGGUGGACAUGCUGAGCUGCCACAGCUGACCUUGUCUGUGCCUGUGGCUCCGGAAGUCUCGCCACGGCCUGCCCUUGAGUCUGAGGAAUUGCUAGUUAAAACCCCAGGAAAUUAUGAAAGUAAACGUCAGAGAAAACCAACUAAGAAACUUCUUGAGUCCAAUGAUUUAGACCCUGGAUUUAUGCCCAAGAAAGGUGAUCUUGGACUUUCUAAAAAGUGUUAUGAAAGUGGCCGCUUGGAGAAUAACAUAACUGAAUCACGCGCUGCCUCUCAUUCUAAAGAGUUUGGUGUAGGCACCACCAAGAUAUUUGAUAAGCCGAGGAAGCGAAAACGACAGAGGCAUGCUGCAGCCAAGGUGCAGUGUAAGAAGGUGAAAAGUGACGACUCAUCAAAAGAAACCCCAAGCUUAGAGGGAGAGCUGAUGCCACUCAGGACGGCGCAGGCCAGCCCCAAGGACCCGGCUGAGGAGGGCGUGGAGCACGAGCUGCCAGUGUCUAAGAAACUGCAGGGGGAGCGCGGCGGGGGAGCUGCCCUCAAGGAGAACGUCUGCCAGAACUGUGAGAAGCUGGGGGAGCUGCUGCUGUGUGAGGCUCAGUGCUGCGGGGCUUUCCACCUGGAGUGCCUUGGGUUGACCGAGAUGCCCAGAGGGAAAUUUAUCUGCAAUGAAUGUCGCACAGGCAUCCAUACCUGUUUCGUAUGUAAGCAGAGUGGGGAGGAUGUUAAAAGGUGCCUUCUACCCUUGUGUGGAAAGUUCUACCAUGAAGAGUGUGUUCAGAAGUACCCGCCCACCGUCAUGCAGAACAAGGGCUUCCGGUGCUCCCUCCACAUCUGCAUCACCUGUCACGCUGCUAACCCGGCCAGUGUCUCUGCAUCUAAAGGUCGUCUGAUGCGCUGUGUUCGCUGCCCUGUGGCUUACCAUGCCAAUGAUUUCUGUCUGGCUGCGGGGUCAAAGAUCCUUGCUUCUAAUAGUAUCAUCUGCCCGAAUCACUUUACUCCUCGGCGGGGCUGCCGGAACCAUGAACAUGUUAAUGUCAGCUGGUGUUUUGUGUGCUCAGAAGGAGGCAGCCUUCUGUGCUGUGAUUCUUGCCCUGCUGCUUUUCAUCGUGAAUGCCUCAACAUUGACAUCCCUGAAGGAAACUGGUAUUGCAAUGACUGUAAGGCGGGCAAAAAGCCACACUACAGGGAGAUUGUCUGGGUCAAAGUGGGACGCUACAGGUGGUGGCCGGCAGAGAUCUGCCAUCCACGAGCUGUUCCUUCCAACAUCGACAAGAUGAGACACGAUGUAGGCGAGUUCCCGGUGCUCUUCUUCGGCUCCAACGACUAUCUGUGGACUCACCAGGCCCGGGUCUUCCCCUACAUGGAGGGUGAUGUGAGCAGCAAGGACAAGAUGGGCAAAGGCGUGGACGGAACUUACAAAAAAGCUCUCCAGGAAGCUGCAGCGAGGUUUGAGGAGUUAAAGGCUCAGAAGGAGCUGCGGCAGCUGCAGGAAGACCGGAAGAAUGACAAGAAGCCCCCUCCUUACAAACACAUCAAGGUGAAUCGCCCCAUCGGCAGGGUCCAGAUCUUCACUGCGGACUUGUCUGAGAUCCCGCGCUGCAACUGUAAGGCGACCGACGAGAACCCCUGUGGCAUCGACUCGGAGUGCAUCAACCGCAUGCUGCUGUAUGAGUGCCACCCCACCGUGUGCCCCGCCGGGGGCCGCUGCCAGAACCAGUGUUUCUCCAAGCGCCAGUACCCCGAGGUGGAGAUCUUCCGCACCCUGCAGAGGGGCUGGGGGCUGCGCACGAAGACCGACAUCAAGAAGGGUGAAUUUGUAAACGAGUAUGUGGGAGAGCUGAUCGAUGAAGAGGAAUGCAGAGCUCGGAUCCGUUAUGCGCAGGAACACGACAUCACUAACUUCUACAUGCUCACUCUGGACAAAGACCGGAUCAUCGACGCGGGCCCCAAAGGAAACUACGCGCGCUUCAUGAAUCACUGCUGCCAGCCCAACUGUGAAACCCAGAAGUGGUCUGUGAACGGGGACACCCGUGUGGGCCUCUUCGCCCUGAGCGACAUCAAAGCAGGCACUGAACUCACAUUCAACUACAACCUAGAGUGUCUUGGGAAUGGAAAGACCGUUUGCAAAUGUGGAGCUCCGAACUGCAGUGGCUUUUUGGGUGUGAGGCCAAAGAAUCAGCCCAUCGCCACGGAAGAGAAGUCCAAGAAAUUCAAGAAGAAGCAGCAGGGCAAGCGCCGGACCCAGGGUGAGGUCACCAAGGAGCGCGAGGAUGAGUGUUUCAGCUGCGGCGACGCCGGCCAGCUCGUGUCCUGCAAGAAGCCAGGCUGCCCCAAAGUGUACCACGCCGACUGCCUCAACCUCACCAAGCGGCCCGCAGGGAAGUGGGAGUGUCCCUGGCACCAGUGUGACAUCUGUGGGAAGGAGGCGGCGUCCUUCUGUGAGAUGUGCCCCAGCUCCUUCUGCAAGCAGCACCGCGAGGGCAUGCUCUUCAUCUCCAAGCUGGACGGGCGGCUCUCCUGCACUGAGCACGACCCCUGCGGGCCCAAUCCCUUGGAGCCCGGGGAGAUCCGUGAGUAUGUGCCGCCGCCCGCGCCACUGCCACCCGGGCCUGCGUUGGGAACGGCCGCUCAGGGGCCCGCGGCCUCAGAGAAGCCUCCUGCCAACACAUCCCAGCCACUCUCACUGGCCAAAAAAGCUCUGCCUGGCACCUGCCCACGGCCCUCCCAGCCUGACCGGCCACCUCCUGGCAGGACUGACUGCAGGCCCCAGCCCGUGGACAGGGGCCGGGACUCGGCUGGUGCAGGGUCCAAACCCCCCUCCUCAGCCUCUGGCCAGAAAGCCCCGGACCGGCCCCCUGCGGCGGCCACAGGACCCCAGCCCCAGCCCUCCGACAAGCCUGCUCCCGUCUCCAGCCCCAGCGCCUCCAGCUCAGUCAGGGCCCCGCCACUGGAACGGCCUCCGGGAGCCUCUGAUUCCCGGCUGGAAAAACCCAGAGGUGCUGCCGGCUCCCGGCCCCUGGCCCUGGAGAAACCCCCAGGCCCUGCCAGCCUGCGACUGCGGCCGCCGGACAGACUGCUGCUCCCCAGUGGGCCCAAGCUCCAGACGCCCGACAGGCCCCCCGAGAAGCCCCACGCAGCCCUGUCCCAGAGACUGCCGCCUCCUGACAAAGUCUUAUCAGCUGUGGUGCAGAGCCUGGUGGCGAAGGAGAAGGCGCUGAGGCCCGUGGAUCAGAACUCCCAGGCCAAGGACAGAGCCGCGCUGGUCAUGGACCUCAUCGACCUGACCCCUGCCCAUAAGGAGCGCGCAGCCUCGCCUGAUGCCGGCCCGCAGGCCGGGGACAAGAUGCCCGUGCUGGAGCCCAGCCCCUGGCCCGCCAGCAGAGCCGGGGGUGAGCGGAGCGGCGUGUCCGACCCUGGCCUCCAGGCCCCGGGAAAAGCCGCCGCCCCGUUGGAGCACCCCUGGCAAGCUGUCAAGUCACUGACCCAGGCCAGACUUCUUCCUCAGCCCCCCACUAAGGCUUUUCUGUAUGAGCCAGCAACUCAGACCUCGGGGCGCACCCCUGCCGGGGCCGAGCCCACCGGGGCUCCCCUCCAGGCCACGGGUCUGCUGAAGCAGGUGAAGCAGAUGGCCGCAGGCCAGCAGCUCUCGGGGCUCGCUGCCAAGAGCGGGGUGUCCCACAGGCCUCUGGGGAAGGCCCCCAGCUCCCUCCCCACGGAAGAGAAGCAGCUGCCCACCUCUGAGCAGAGGCCCUGGGCCCCAGGCAAGGCCUCCCCGGGUUCUGGACUCUGGCCCCUGGUGGCUGGGCAGACCCGGGCACAGUCCUGCUGGUCCCCUGGGAGUGCACAGACAUUGGCACAGACUUGCUGGUCCCUCGGAAGAGGGCAAGACCCUAAGCCAGAGCAAAACACACUCCCAGCUCUUAACCAGGCUCCUUCCGGUCACAAGUGUGCAGAGUCCGAGCAGAAAUGAUAGCGUCCAUGUCACCUGGCCAGUCCAGCUGGCCGUGGGCUUUGGGGGAACGGGAGAUCAUCCGUCUUUCCUUCCCCCACCCUGCAGAAAACAGACCCCAACACUCUCCCACUGUUCCUCUUCCCUGUGUCCCAACACUCAGAACUCUUGUGACAUUAGCCAGUGGGGCUUGUGGUUGUGUGAGCUGUGUCUGGACAUACCGGUGGGCCCCAGCCGAGGAGAUAGACAGGCUUGGGUCUCCCCACCCCCUCAUCUUUACAUGGUCGAUUUAAAAUAAAGAGUCCACUCUGGAGUCAAGCAUGGGAUUCGAUUCUGGUCAGGUUGGAAGGUAGGGGGCGCUACAGGCUCUGUCUGCCCCGGGGGAGGCGGGGUGGGCCGCGCAGAGUCCGCAGUGGCUCCCCGCACGCCUGUGUGCUAGGUCAGGGCCGGGCCUGAGAGAUCCAAGCCGCUGGGAGCCCGGGUUCUUGUCAGAAUUUGGACCAGAAAGCGGCAGGAAGUUCUGCCGGGCCCAGGGCUCAGAACCCCCGUUCCCCCAUGUCCUUUGUGGUGGCGGCCGCUGUGGGCACAGGCCCGUGUGCAUGCCUGCGUGGGGGUGGGGCCCAUGCGGGGCAGAGUCUGAAGGUCGGUGCUGGCCCGGGCAGCUGGGGUGGGCUGGUCUCCCCGGCCCCACCUUGCUCCCGCGGUGCCACGAGGCAAUUGGCGAGCUGCCCCUGGCUCCCUGCCCUUCCUCCUUCCCAAGACCGCCUCACGCUGGCCCCCGACACUCAGGUGCUUUCGGAUUUCAGAGACCCCGGGGGACAGCGGGCAUGGGAGGGGGUGGCCCCGGCCCCUCCCUGCAGGCGUGCCAGAUCCCGCCAGAGGAUGAUCCUUUGCCCUUUCCCUUGACCCGAGGCCCGGGGGGGCCCAGUGUGGAGGCAGCACCGGGCAGGAGAGGGGCGCCUCGGGGCUGGGCAGUCUGUUGGUGCUAACCUGCCCCCCACCCACCAUCCACUCCCCAGCUGCCCACAGGAAGGGCUGUUUGCCCAGCUCCUUCCUGCGCCUUGGCCGGCCUUCGCCCCUGACCAAACGUGUUUACCUCUCUGCUUUGCCAACAUCGCCGGCCACCUCCACCUGCUGGCUCUCCCCUGGCCUGUGGGGCAGGGCCGGUGCCCCCGGCGGGAGUCUGUUCUACACUAGUUCCCUCCUCCCUGCCUCCAACUGCGGGCACUUCUGGCCCUGGGAGCAGGGCACAAUCAUCGUCGUUAACAAGCAUUUGCGCUUUAAGAUGUAAAGAAGUUGCUUUUUUGUUUCCCAAAGUCUGUCUCUGCUAUUGGCGAGGCAUGGGGGUUGUGGGGUGCGGGGUGGGGCACCUCCCUGUCCCUCGGCUCUCCCCCAUCAGAGGCAGGACUCUCCCCUGCCCCACAGGGAGAGCAAACAAAGAAGCUUAUUUUCUUUGGAAAGAAUUUUAAAACAGUGAAAGAUAUUUUUAAAGAAACCCACCCUGGGCCUGAAACGUUCAUCCUAUUAAGUAUUUAUCAUGUGUGAGAAUAUGAGAAUAAUCGGUCCAUCGCCGCAGCUCGUAGGUCCCUUAGGUCAUGUGAGUAGGGUUUGCCUGGUGCCGUCCUGUCCCUUUCUCCUGUCAGCCGUAGUUGUGCGCAGAAGCCCCCUCGCUGCACUGUCAGACUCCCCGCUGUGCCGUGCUCAGUUACCACAGCUCUUUGUUUCAUGAAAUAAACUGUGAAUUUUUUUUCUCUUUGCGGGGGGUGGGGGGUGUGCACAGGCUGUGUUUCUUAAAAAAAAAAAAAAAAAUUCUCUUUACCAGUGGAGCAGUUGGCUCCGCAGUGGGCUUUGGGAGGGGAUGAAGUGACCGAACAGGCUGCCCCUCACGCGACACCCCCUCAGUCCCGGUGCUUCCCGGCUUCCCGGCCUUCACUGUCACCAGGAACUUGGCUCCGGACUGGUCUGCGGAGCUGGGCUGGGUGGCCAGGUGACGUAGGGGCUAUUUAAAUGCCCUCAGGGCUGAAGGGAAAGGGGGGCUCACACCCUCAGUGAGUGUCGGUGGGUAGUUUGAAACCGGGGGCGUUGUGCGUAGGCUCCUGGAGCCUACCUAAGAGUGAGCGUUCUCUUAGCAGCCCCCCUCAUCUCUGUGCAAGACAGGACACUGGUGAUUCACCAGGGGUCUCCGGAGAGUUCGAGACAAGCCCUGAGCAAUUAUCCCGAGGGGGGGGUGGGGCUCUAGUUUCCCUGGAGGCCAUGAAGGCGGGGACUGUUGCUUUCAGAGCCCCCUGGGUUUCCCUGGCACCUCCCCCCCUUAGUGGCUGUGGGAAUCCUCUUGCUCUGCAUCUCCACCCGCAGCAGACCCAGUCUCGCCACGCGUCCUAGAACUUCCCCCAGGGGUCACAGAGGGCCCCCCCCCCCAGCCCUAACCUCGGCUGGGGAGCAGGGCAGGAGGGAGGUGACCCUGGUCCUCUGUGACAUUCCAGAUCACGCAGCGCUUUGGCGUGGCUGCGGGAGGCUUGGCGUGGCUGUGGCCAGUUAGUGUUAGGCGGGCCGCUAGGGACUGAGAUGGCUAUCAAAUCAAUUGAAAUAAGAAUAGGGAAUUGCUUGUGUACACACACACAGACACACGCGCGCGCGCACACACACACACACACACACACACACACACAAUGCAAUGAUGGUGCUAAUAUCCUGGUACAAACAAGCACUGCCAAAGGUCGAGAGCCUGGAGAACCCCCAGAUUCCUGUUGGCGAGGAAGAGGUUAUCUGGAGACAGGUGUCCCCAGGCUCUGUGCCAGGUUGGGGAGCUCCGGGGAAGCCCACACACAGCCCCUCGUGUCACCAGAGUAGGGAGUGGUGUCGGGGGUGUCCUGGGCUGUGGCGCCUCGCCUGCCACCUGCAUGCGCACAACCCCCAACCCCAAAACAGGCUGGCGGAGGGCUCCAGGGCGCAUGUGCAGGAGAGGGUGCGGAGCUGUCUCCCUCCCUGGCUCUCCUGGGAGCACCUCUGGCUUCUGAAGGUGGAGGGACAGUCUCUGACCGCAGGGGGAAAGUGUGUUUCAGCCUACAGGCUGGGAGGAAGCGUGCCCGAGCAACCUCAUCCCAGCUCGGCACAUUAAAACACAGACACGGGCAGGCCCUGCCGAGCACCGCUCUCCUGGGACGUGCAAAGACUCUGCAGGGCAGCAGGUGACCCCUCCCUGGGUGUCGGUUAUAGUCCUAGUGGGCAGAGGUGAGCCCCGAGUGACAGCCACAGGAGGGAGAAGGGUUGGGGUGCCUUGGACUUCCCAGGAAGGGCAGGUGCCAGGUUCCCGGGAGCUGCCUGUGUGUGUGAGGGUGCGUGCGGAUGGAUGAGUGCACAGGCCAGGGGAGGGGGGGGGCAGGCGCAUCCUGGCAGAGCACCCAGCCAAGCGAGUGAGCGACCCUUGAGAUCCGGGGGAGGGGGCAGCCCGCUGAGGUCCAUCACUGGUUUAUUUGCCCCACCCCCGGCCCUGUAGGUUGUCAGUUGUAAGUGAAAUUCCUAGUGAAAAAAAAAAAGGGGGAGCCCUGUAUUAGGAAUCCCCAUAAAUAUGUACUGUAAUUCUUUGUAUAUAGAAAAAUUACUGUAAAGUAAAGUUUAACUUUACUCUUCUGG